Molecule: messenger RNA, 2793 nt
Organism: Populus nigra (black poplar)
Lineage: Eukaryota; Viridiplantae; Streptophyta; Magnoliopsida; Malpighiales; Salicaceae
Product: auxin response factor 18-like
Exons: 3
Coding region: 525-2588 (687 amino acids)
Biological process (GO): response to hormone; regulation of DNA-templated transcription
Cellular component (GO): nucleus
Molecular function (GO): protein binding; DNA binding
Source: RefSeq, a predicted model, not a curated record
ACGAAUGAAGGGAGGGCGGGCGGUUGGGGUUGUCUCUUGUUAAUGUGUCCAAUUCUUUAGAGAGGAGAGCAGCCAAGCCGGUGGUAGGCAAUUAGCAUCUCAUCCCAUCGACGAUUUUAAUGUCUGUCUCUGUCCUCUGUCCUCUGUCUCAGUCUCACUUGUCCUGCAUCUGUUUGUCUAUCUGUUUUUUCUGUCUGAAAUACAAUGUCACAUUCUUCGAAGGUGUGACCCCCCACAUCUCCUUCCUUUAAUUACCCAACCCAACCCUUCGAGAAUUGAUGAUUUAUAAUUUCAUUCCAAGGAAGUAGUAGUAGAGUAGAUAAUGUGGACUCUCUAUCCAAACCAAGCUCCUGUUCUCUGUUAAUAAAGGCACCGUGUGCUCCUUUUUUGGCCCUUCAAGAACAGGUGAGGUGAAAGAUGGUUUUCAAUUUAAUUUAAUGAAUGAAGUGGGUUUUCUUCAAAUUUAGCACGUUUUCGGGUUUUUUUUUUUUUUUUUUUUGCUUGUUAAAACCAAGCAGCUAGCCAUGAAAGAGACAGAGAAGAAGAGCUUGGAUCCACAACUAUGGCAAGCCUGUGCAGGAAGCAUGGUUCAUAUCCCUCCACUCAACAGUAUAGUCUUUUAUUUUCCACAAGGUCAUGCCGAGCACUCUCAAUCCCCUGUCAAUUUCCCUCAAAGAACCCCUUCCUUCAUCCUCUGCCGUGUUGCCACUGUCAAAUUCCUUGCCGACCCUGACACCGAUGAGGUCUACGCCAAGAUCGGCUUCGUCCCUUUACCAAACACUGACCUUGAUUUCGCUCAUGAUAGGGGACUAUGCGGUAAUGGGAACGACAGUGACAGCUGCCCAGACAAGCCGGCCUCUUUUGCAAAGACACUAACUCAAUCUGAUGCUAACAAUGGUGGGGGUUUCUCUGUGCCUAGAUACUGUGCAGAGACGAUUUUUCCAAGGCUGGAUUACUCUUUGGAUCCUCCCUUGCAGACUGUGAUUGCUAAAGAUGUGCACGGUGAGGUGUGGAAGUUCAGGCAUAUUUAUAGAGGGACACCAAGGAGGCAUUUGUUGACUACUGGAUGGAGCACUUUUGUUAACCAGAAGAAAUUGGUUGCUGGGGAUUCAAUUGUGUUCUUGAGGGCUGAAAAUGGCGAUCUUUGUGUUGGAAUUCGCCGCUCCAAGAGGGGGAUUGGAAUUGGAAGUAGACCUGAAUCAUCAUUAACUACUGGGUGGAAUUCCAACAAUGCUACCUGUGCUAUACCAUAUGAUGGAUUUUCACUUUUUGUCAAGGAAGAUGAGAUGCGAAAUGGGGAAAUGAAGGGAAGGGGGAAGGUGAAGCCUGAAGAGGUUUUGGAGGCUGCUGGUCUAGCUGCUAAUGGAAAGCCUUUUCAAGUCGUUUAUUAUCCGCGAUCAAGCACCCCAGAGUUUUGUGUCAAGGCCUCUUCAGUGAGGGCAGCAAUGAGGAUCGGUUGGUGCUCUGGGAUGAGGUUCAAGAUGGCUUUUGAAACAGAGGACUCUUCACGGAUUAGCUGGUUUAUGGGGACUGUUACCUCUGUUCAGGUUGCUGAUCCCGUCCGAUGGCCUAAUUCUCCAUGGCGGCUACUCCAGGUGGCAUGGGAUGAGCCAGAUUUGCUACAAAAUGUAAAGCGUGUCAGCCCAUGGCUGGUUGAAUUGGUGUCAAAUAUACCAGUUAUCCACCUGUCACCCUUCUCACCACCAAGAAAGAAGUCGCGAUUCCCACAACAGUUAGGCUUUCCACUUGACCUCCAAUUUCAAUUGCCAUCAUUUUCAGGCAACCCCCUUGGGCCCAGCAGCCCCUUGUGUUGUCUAUCCGAUAACACUCCUGCAGGCAUACAGGGAGCCAGGCAUGCUCAAUUUGGAAUUUCAUUAUCCGAUAUCCAGUUUAACAACAAACAGCAGUCAGGGAUGUUUCUAUCCAGUCUCCAGCGGUUCAAUCCACAUUCUAGAAAUUCUGAAACUUACCUGACAGGUCACACAAACAGCAAUGAGAAUAUAUCUUGCUUGUUAACAAUGGGGAACAGCAACCCAAAUUUGGAGAAAUCUGAUAAUGUAAAGAAACACCAGUUUCUACUCUUUGGUCAACCAAUACUUAUUGAGCAGCAUAUAUCUCAUAGCUGUUCAACUGAUGCAGUCUCUCAAGUUAUUAAUGAGAGAAAUUCAUCUGACGAGUCUUCCAGCAAGGAAAAAAUUUCUGAUGUAUUACUGUCUGCACCUGGGAAAAAGAUUUCACAAAUAAAGCCGUGCGGUACUGGGUUUUCAUGGCAGCAGAGUCUUCAUAAUACCAGUGAAAGUGGCAAAGAUACUGGUCCCUGCAAGGUAUUUUUGGAGUCAGAGGAUGUGGGAUGGACCCUCGAUCUCUCUGCUCUUUGUUCUUACGAGGAGCUACAUGGAAAACUGGCCAACAUGUUUGGUAUAGAGAGAUCAGAAAUGUCGAGCCAUGUGCUCUACCGAGAUGCGACAGGUGCUGUUAAACAGAUUGGAGAUGAACCAUUCAGGACAUGGAUCCCAGGGAUGCGAAAUGCUGAGAGUGGACAAGAGGCUCCAAAUAAGACAGGUUGCAUAACGCAGUGUGGGAUUUGAGAGUAGUUGCUGUAAAAGAAUGAACAUGUGUUGUAGAGUUUUCAGUUGUUCAAGUAAUUUGCUUAUGGAAGCAGAACAUAGAACUCCCAUCUUUUAUUGAAGCUGGUGUCUGAACAUCAUGUUUCUUAAUUAAAUGCAAAGUAACUGUGCUGUACUCGUGACUCCCUGAGUUUUCAUUUCAUGUAUAUGUUUUUUGAUUGUUGCA